This is a messenger RNA of Rhodamnia argentea, 1793 nucleotides long. Its product is annotated as probable protein phosphatase 2C 51. Gene Ontology annotation, molecular function: protein serine/threonine phosphatase activity. Gene Ontology annotation, biological process: protein dephosphorylation. NCBI's taxonomy places the organism in Eukaryota, Viridiplantae, Streptophyta, Magnoliopsida, Myrtales, Myrtaceae. The coding region runs from base 2 to 1417 and encodes 471 amino acids. The record is from RefSeq and is a predicted model, not a curated record. Gene Ontology annotation, cellular component: cytosol; nucleus. The transcript is spliced from 7 exons.
AAUGCGUGGCAAACUGAAGCUCUACGUGGCGUUGCUGUUCCUCCUCGUGUCGGUGACCUGGCGUUCGCGCGGGGAAUCGUCGACGUGCUUGAUGGUUUACAAGGAAGGCGGAGCGCCGGCCGUCUUCCAGUCCCCAAAGUGCCCCCGCUGGAGGCUUUCAGACCACGCUUCCUCCCGUCCACGCGCCACCGUUACCACGCGCUGCCAUGUCGCGAUGCUUCAGGGCCGUCGGAAGUAUCAGGAGGAUCGAGCCUUCUGCGCUCUCGAUGUGCGCGUUCCUUUCCCCGGUAAAUCAGGGCUUGAGGAGGCUACUGUUGGAAUCAUAGCAGUCUUUGACGGACACAAUGGAGCAGAAGCUAGUGAGAUGGCUUCAAAGCUUUUAUUUGAAUACUUUCUUUUGCAUACUUAUUUUCUUUUGGAUUCAACGUAUUCCAUUGCGUUGAAGAAGUUUGCUGGAAGAUUGGUGGAGAUGGGAGAGCCGGAGGUGGCUUUUCAAGUUCUCAAUUGGGCUGCAGAGUUAAGUCAGCAAGAGCCAGAUCUUUUCAGAUUUAAGGUCUUGUCACCAAUGGGCAUUGAUAAUUAUGCUACUCACUUGGAUGUUUUGAAAGAAGCACUGUUGAGGGCAAUUCGGGAUAUUGAUGCAAAAUUUUCUAAGGAAGCAUCCAAAUAUAAUCUUGGCUCUGGAUCCACAGCCACGGUUGUUCUAACGGUAGAUGGCCAAUUUUUAGUUGCCAAUGUUGGGGACUCUAAGGCUUUUUUGUGCUCUGAAAAAUUUCAAUCCCCUGCAGAUGCACGAGCUACUUUCUUGAGGUUAUACAAGCAGAAAAGACAUGAUGGGACUCCUUUGUCUUUAAAGGAAAGGGCAGACUUGAAGCUGAAUACUUUGUAUGGUCUGACCCAUCUUUCUGUUCAAGAAUUAACUCGUGACCAUCAUCCGGAUAGGGAUGACGAAAGGUCUCGAGUAGAAGCUGCCGGCGGUCAGGUUCUCGUAGGGGGCGGUGUCGCUCGUGUAAAUGGCCAACUUGCUGUUUCACGAGCCAUUGGUGAUGUAAACUUUAAGAGUUCUGGUGUGAUAUCUGUACCGGAAGUUAUGGAUUGGCACUCUUUGACCUCCAACGACAGCUUUCUGGUAGCUGCAUCUGAUGGUGUGUUCGAAAAGCUGAGUCCACAGGACGUUUGUGAUAUAUUGUGGGAAGCAAAAAGUGAUGACACUGCAGGAUCGGAGAUAUCUUCUCCAUGUUCAUACUUGUUAGCUGAUUGUAUAGUGAAUACUGCCUUUGAGAAGGGUAGUAUGGAUAAUAUGGCUGCCAUUGUUGUCCCUCUGCAGUCUACUGAUUUAUCUCAAAACCUGCAAAGUAGAAGUCUCGUUGAAUGGCAACAUAUGCAUUCAACUCUGGCAGGAGAAGUAUGCAUAUGAGCAAUCAGGGUACAUGAACCCAGGACAGCUUGACCUUGCUAUGGAGAUGUUCUUUGCGGUGCCCUUGAAGCAUGAUGCAUCUUGGAGUAACAUGAUUAUUGGAUUUGCACAUAACGGUUGCUUUGACGAGGCUUUUAGUUUUAGAUUUGUCAGGCAUUUGCAGCGAAUAGGAAUGAGACCAAAUGAGGAGGGUAGAGUAGAUUUGGAUCCCAAUUUAUGUUCAAUGAAUUCAGAUGAUGUAAAUGAGGAAGGCACUGUUUCAAAUGAUGAUGCAGUAUCAUCAUUUGACAUGGCAUAUUUACAUGAUCAAAUAGCUAUAAAUCUAGAAAAUAGUUAAGGAUGUUUGCAAUUUUUAAGGAUUGUGAAUUUCUUUUGU